AUGUCAUUAACAAAUUAUAUCAAUGAAGGAUUCAAUGAAGUAAUGGGAAAUGAAGGCCUUCAAAAUUUUGAAGAUUUAAGUGAUAUUGAAGAAAAUAACGAAGAAAUUAAAGUUGAGAAUCAAAAAGUUGAAGAGAAUAAAAAUAAAAAUUUAAAAGUUCGAAAAGUGGCAACAAAAACUAAAUGUAGUAUCUGUGAACGUAUAGCUAGUGGAUAUCUCUAUUAUGGAGUAAUUUGUUGUGAUGGUUGUAAACAAUUUUUUAAUCGUUGUAUUACUUCAAAAAACAAAUAUAAAUGUGAAAAUGUUGGGAACUGUAAUUUGUCGACUAAUAUUAAUGUCUGCAAAAGUUGCCGUUUCGAUAAAUGCAUAUUAAAAGGAAUGUGUAUUCAAACAACAAAAGGGAGGGAACCCGAAAAGGUUCUGGAAAUACAAACAAUGCUUCAAAAUAAACGUAGAGAACUUGCUAGUAAAGGAAAAUAUAUUCAAGGAAAAUCUAAUAAUUGUGCUGUUGAAGGGCUGAAUUUUGUUGAUUUGGUAGAUUAUUAUUCUGUUUUAUUAGGCCGUUAGUUUUCCCUGUAUUUUAAAAUAUACGAGGGAAGUAUGUAUUUUCAGAUUUUAUUUAGUCUAUCUCAGGUGUCCUCCUCAAUUUAAAUUCUCUUCUGCUCCAAAAAUGAUGUUCUUUUAUACCGUAACCAUCAAAGCCCUUCUU
Meloidogyne enterolobii is the source of this 709-nucleotide messenger RNA. NCBI's taxonomy places the organism in Eukaryota, Metazoa, Nematoda, Chromadorea, Rhabditida, Meloidogynidae. The record is from the annotation of a GenBank genome assembly.